This is a messenger RNA of Ficedula albicollis (Collared flycatcher), 1512 nucleotides long. RefSeq names its product ethanolamine kinase 1 (gene ETNK1). Gene Ontology annotation, molecular function: ethanolamine kinase activity. The transcript has 8 exons. Lineage: Eukaryota; Metazoa; Chordata; Aves; Passeriformes; Muscicapidae. The record is from RefSeq and is a predicted model, not a curated record. Gene Ontology annotation, cellular component: cytoplasm. The coding region runs from base 155 to 1246 and encodes 363 amino acids. Gene Ontology annotation, biological process: phosphatidylethanolamine biosynthetic process.
GCUGCUCUGCGUAGCAGCCGGGGAAGGUGGAGCCGCUUUAUCGGUAGCCGAAGUGGAAUUUUCCCCGUCAGUUGCCGGCUCCGCCGCGAAGGAAACGCCAGCGGGAGCCGUCUGCUCUCGUCUCCCCGUGUCGCGCCGCUUGCUGCCCGCUGUCAUGUCCAACUACAUCCACGUCCCGCCUGGCUCGCCGGAGGUGCCCAAGCUGGACAUCACCGUCAGCGAGCGGGAGGGGCCCGGGUAUCGCCAGGGCGCUCUGCAGUUGCUGCGUCGGCUGCGCCCGCACUGGAGACCCGAGGAGGUGACGCUGCAGCUGUUCACUGAUGGAAUCACCAAUAAAUUAAUUGGCUGCUACGUGGGUGACAUAACAGAUGAUGUCGUUCUAGUUAGGAUCUAUGGGAACAAGACUGAGCUGCUGGUGGAUCGGGAUGAGGAGGUGAAAAGUUUCCGUGUGUUGCAGGCCCAUGGCUGUGCACCUCAGCUCUACUGCACCUUUAACAAUGGCCUGUGCUAUGAGUUCAUGCAGGGAGAAGCCCUGGAUCCAGAGCAUGUGUGCAAUCCAGACAUUUUCAGACUCAUAGCUAGACAACUUGCUAAAAUCCAUACUAUUCAUGCACACAAUGGAUGGAUCCCUAAAUCCAAUUUGUGGCUGAAAAUGGGGAAAUACUUCUCUCUCAUACCCACAGAAUUUGCAGAUGAGGAAGUAAAUAAAAGGUUCUUAAGUGAUAUUCCGAGUCCUCAAGUUCUUCAGGAAGAGAUGGCCUGGAUGAAGGAAAGACUGUCAAAUUUAGGAUCACCAGUAGUGCUCUGUCACAACGACCUGUUGUGCAAGAAUAUUAUUUACAACAAGAAAAGAGGUGAUGUGCAGUUCAUAGACUAUGAGUACUCUGGGUACAACUACUUGGCUUAUGACAUUGGAAAUCACUUCAAUGAAUUUGCAGGAGUAAAUGAGGUAGACUACAGCCUUUAUCCCAACAGGAAAUUACAGGAGCAGUGGCUGAGAUCUUACCUUGAGGCCUACAAAGAAUAUAAAGGAUUUGGCACAGAAGUCAGUGAAAAAGAGGUUGAAGUUCUGUAUGUCCAAGUCAAUCAGUUUGCACUGGCUUCACACUUCUUUUGGGGAUUGUGGGCUCUUAUUCAAGCCAAAUAUUCUACCAUUGAUUUUGAUUUUCUAGGGUAUGCAAUUGUUCGGUUUAACCAGUAUUUCAAAAUGAAACUGGAGGUCAUGACGUUAACUCUUCCUGAGUAAUGAAGAGGAGGACUCUUACCAAGUGGAUAGACAACCCCUGAAUCUUUUCUGAGAACAGAUACUGGAAAAAAAGCUAAACAUUUGUUGAAGUGCUGUAAUGCUCACUUGGUGGUUCUUGCUUUAUAAAUAAUGCCUCUAGACAGUCCUUUAAUGUUAAAUUUAUUAUGAAGAACAUACGUACUGCUGUUGAUAUAAAACAGAUUAGAAACUUGCUAAAUCUAUAAAAAGUUGUAGAAAUGGCAAAUUAAUCCUUCUUUGUAAUUUAA